This is a messenger RNA of Loxodonta africana (African savanna elephant), 1707 nucleotides long. Its product is annotated as lysophosphatidylcholine acyltransferase 1-like. The record is from RefSeq and is a predicted model, not a curated record. NCBI's taxonomy places the organism in Eukaryota, Metazoa, Chordata, Mammalia, Proboscidea, Elephantidae. Gene Ontology annotation, cellular component: endoplasmic reticulum. Gene Ontology annotation, molecular function: lysophosphatidic acid acyltransferase activity; 1-acylglycerophosphocholine O-acyltransferase activity.
AUGGUUGGGCCUGCUCGGCCUGGGGCUGUUCGCGCUGCUCCUGCUCCUCCGUCUGUUCCUGCUCUUCCUCGUCCCCCACGGUCACGACGUCCACCUCCUCAAUUAUGCCCUCCACCACCACCAGCUCCUCCUCUUGCGCCUCUGCUCUCUACCCCCCAAACCGUGCUCUCCUCUACCAGCAACCCACAGAGAUGGCGGCCUCCUCAGGCGUCUCGUCCUGCGCCUGCGCACCAGCUGUGGCCUGCUCCAUCUUGGCGCUACAGCUCUCCGGGGGCUGCUCCCCGGGACACCCCGGGUACCGUCUUUUUAAAGGACCACUUCACAGGCCGCUGUCCUCCUAAGGUCCCGGAGCAGCCAUGCCUUGCGCAGGCCGUGCCUCACUCUCCAAGGUGUCCGGUGGCCGCUGGGGCAGGUGUCAAGGGGACGGUAAGCCGACCUGUCUGCACACUUCCGGCAGGAACCAGCUUUGCCCUGCCCCAGGCGGUUAUCCUGAAGGGAACCAAUCCCCCGCCUCCCACUCAGAGCUUCCUCUGUACUACCGGGCCCCAACCUGCAGAGGGCGCCCUGCACAGGACAGAGGGAGUCAUCUUGGCCUUCCAGAUGGAAUGUGGCUGGACCCUGGGUAGCACUCCAGCUAAAAGUCACAAACAAGUUCCAAGAAAAACCUACAUCCACCCAGUGUUUGGGUCAGGAUCAGAUCUUACUCAUGCAGGAACUGCGGAAGAGAUAAACAGACUGGCGCAGUAAGCGAACUGGCCACAGAUGAAUUUUCCAGAAGGUACUUGUACAAACAGGACCUGCCUAAUUACCGUGAUGCCUGGUGAGUUUAUCCCUGCAGUUCCCAUCCAGCCCAUGGUAUUACAUUACCCAAAUACACUGGACGCUAUAACAUGGACAAGGCAAGAACCCAGAGCAUUGGAAAUGCGGUGGCUCACACUGAGUCAUUUUCACAAUCAGGUAGAAAUUCAGUCUGUCCAAGUGUACUACUACCCUUCAGAGGAGGAGAAGAACCCAGGAGUGUAUGCUGGCACUGUGAGGCACAUCAUGCCAGAGGCCCUUGGUGUCUCCGUCAUGGAUUACACAUUUGAGGACUGCCAGGUGGCCCUGGUGGAAGGACAGCUGCGUCUCCACUGGGACACUCGCCGUCUAGAUUUUGCCAGGCUUGUGAGAGGUCUUGGGCUAAAUGCAGAAAAGCUUGAAAAAGAUCUAGAUGAAUACUCAGAAAGCACUAAGCUGAAGAAGGGUGAGAAGAGUAAACUGUUGGAGUUUGCUGCAUACAUGGAGGGCACGUUCUCACUAUUUGACAAGAGCAGCAGUGGCAAUUUGGACCUGCAGAAAUACGUGAUCACCUUGUCCAUCAUCUCCAGACCAUCCAAGACUCUGCACACCAUCCAGAUAGCAUUCAAGAUGUACCCAUUGCAGGAAGAUGUGUGCAUAAACAAGGAAGACCUGUCCUGCAUUCUGAAGAUGGCCUUGAAAUUGGCAGAGUUUCCAGUGAUGGGCCUUUUCAGCACCCAUCUGAAGACGACAUUUGCUGGCUUCACCAGCUUUGCAGACAUGUACCCAGACUUUGCAGAAGCGUAUGUGUAUCCUGAUCAGACACGGUUCGAAAGGUGUGAACAGACUCCAUCAGCACCAACCCUGAAUGGCCUCUGUACUGACUUCAGCCAGGAAUGCACUGAGCCCAGGGAGGAAGACUUCCCAUAA